Molecule: messenger RNA, 2066 nt
Organism: Bursaphelenchus xylophilus (pine wood nematode)
Lineage: Eukaryota; Metazoa; Nematoda; Chromadorea; Rhabditida; Aphelenchoididae
Source: the annotation of a GenBank genome assembly
AUGACGGGUAGACAACUGAAAUAUUCAGCUCUUUCAUCUUUUAUUCAAUUCUGCAUCGAUGAAAAAGAGAGUAACUUAUUAUUGUUGAGUGUAAGUUAAUAUUUUUUAUUUUUCACCUCGGGUGUUUGAAAAAGCUAAUGUUUUGACUGUUUCAGCUUGUAAAUAAUCGUUAUGCCGUGGGUUCAGCAUCUCACCAAGAUCUCAGAAGGAUUGAAUUAAGUGUAUUUUCGCGGAUUAUUGACCCCGAAGGUCAGUUUUUAAAAAUUUCGUUGAUUGUACUUGGAUUAAUGUCGGAAUACGCAUAUAAUUUUUUCAGAUAGCACUCUGAUGAAAGUCUGGCUCAUAUCCAAUGAUCCGACCAAAACCACCGAACAUUACAUUCAAAGCUAUGCGGAGUUUUUGAUUGCAAUGUUCAGUGUAAGACGACUGUUUUUGAAGAAACCAGAGCUUGUCGUGGCUAUCAGUAUCUACACGUCUAACACGUUGAUGCCAUGGUUCUCGGCGAAGAUUGCAGCGAGAUCGGCGAGGAUUUUGAAGGGUAGGUUGUGGCUAUUUUACUUUGUAAAUGAUGAAGUUCUCGUCUGGUUUCCCAUUUCAAGAUUUGCCAUGGUCAAUAAGAUAUUUUGAUUAAAUUUUUUUGAAAUUUUUAUUUUGAAAAUUUUAAGAUUUGUUGAGGCUACGAUUCCCGCUGUUUUCCCAAAGGUUAUUUUUUGCGUCGAAUAAGAAAAUCUUAGCCAAUAUUUUGAUCUAAUCGUCGACACGCACUGUGCGAAAACAAUUUUUUCGCACAGUGCAAGCGCCAAAAAUCAAUUUCUUGCAAAAAACAAGGAAAUGCACAGUGCAAAGUCACAUUUGGUUUUCUCACAGUGCGUGUCGCCGAUUUCAGUCCGGCGACUUUCCGGACGGGAGUGCCUGGACAUGGCGCACUGUGCAAGAAAAAAGGUCAACUGCACGGUGCAUUUGAUUUUUCAAACAAAAUCGCUGCGACGCAAGCUUUUUUCCAUUGCGCCGCCGCGAAAUUUGAGACAAUUGCACAGUGCAAAAAUUUUUUGAAAAGGAUUGCGUUGCGGGAAGAAAGCGCUCUUUCGCAUCACUGAUGCACGUGGAAAGCAUGAACUAAUUGUAAGAUUUAAGAACGAAAACAGAAAACUUUUCCUUAUAUUCGCUUAUUUUCAGCCUUUUUCCCUUCUGCCUCUUUCAAGCUGGAGACAACUGCAAUGUACCCUACCUUCAAACAGUUUUACCCAUUGAUCGCCGAGUUGGCCCCUGUUUUGACUAAUGUUCGAUGCAGUCCAAAUGUGCUUCAUUUACUUCGAAAUGCCCACCUCAAUACUCUGAAUAUCGUCGACGAUUGGAAUUUUAUUCGGCGGACUGCUUGGUGUAAGUUUACGAAGCUUUUUUGAUGACGUUUUUUUCCAGAUUACCCGGAAUUAUUCCAUGUAAAAGCGAGGGAAUUUGUGUGUGGACAUGUCUUUCCUUUGGAUUAUUUCACGAAUGGAAGGUGAGUGGUGUUUCAAACGAGCAACAUUUAUUUUUAGUUUCCCAAUUCAACCUACAACUCAAGUGUUUGUUUGCGACGUAAAUUUACGAAUGAAAAAAUCUCCAGGUCUCUACGAGGACAUCUUUGGAGAGAUCUCACAAUGCCUUCCAAAUCUAAGGCUUCUGAAAUGCAACCAACUUGAUUUUGUGGUCGAAGUUGGGGAUAACGAUGAUCAUGUGGCCAUUCGUCGUGGAAAUGUUUCAAAAGUAAGAAAGAGAUAGGAUCUUUGAUUCUAAUGAAUGUUUUAUAGCCUUAUACGGAGGCUAUAGAGCUGGCUUCAUGGCACAUCCGAGAGAUCGCUCGACUAUCGCAUCUUGAGACCGAAAUCGAAGUCUUGUUCGAGUUCUAUCAUCAAGCCUAUGUCGACGCGUGUGCGGAUAUGUUCUCGAGGUUGUUGCCGGGAAGUAGUGUCUGCGAGAGCUCAUACAAUUCCGAAAUGGAAUCCACGCAGAAACACGUCACAUAUCAGAAGAAUAAUACGUUGGCUAAGCUAACUCUCUCCCCAGGCUUCUCUCCAAUUCCAUGA